CCUAAGUGCCUACUAUUACCUAGGCAUCUUCAAUUCGAUAAUCUUGCAUCAGUUGUUGUGCAAUUGCUUCUUCAUCCGUUGAAGAAACUUCCCCGCGGGACUGCCACACAUCCGGUGAUCAAUAAGAAAGAGAAGCAAAAACAAGGAAAGAGGUUAUCUAUCCAGAAAAUUUUUACCCAGGUCCCGCAAAUUACUACAAUGGCUCGUACUAUACAAGAAACCCUUGCCUCAGGGUCUCCUAGCAAUACAGCAAGCUCCCAAAAGCCAGUACAAUAUGUGGAAACCGUCGAGGCAUACAACAAAUGGGCGGAGGUCUAUGACACAGACGGCAACUUCCUACAAGCCCUCGACAGCAUCGAAAUACAACAGCUACUACCACAGCUCUUGGACAAAGUAACCGCCAAUACACAGAUAGGUCCGGUAAAACUAGUCGAUCUAGGCUGUGGCACAGGUCGAAACACUCGCCAGCUACUGAAGUUCGCGCCCCAAGAUGCCCAUAUCGUUGGGCUAGAUGCUUCGCCGGGGAUGCUGGAUGUUGCUCGGACCGCUAUCGACAAGGAGAAGCAAUCCGAUCCUUCUCUUGCUAAUAGGGUUUCGUUGGAGAUUUAUGAUCUGCUUCGUUCGCCCCCGGCACCGCCUGAGUGUAGCGUGGGCGCGGCUGGUGUGAUUUCAACUCUGGUGUUGGAGCAUAUCCCCGUGGACCAGUUCUUUGAGGGCGCGGCGGCGGUGAUGAGACCUGGAGGGUAUUUUCUUUUGACCAAUAUGCAUUCUGAGAUGGGGUCGAUUAGCCAGGCGGGGUUUGUGGAUACGGCGACUGGGACGAAGAUUCGGCCGACUAGUUAUUCUCACACGAUUGAGGAUGUGUUAGAUGCUGCUGAGAAGGCGGGAUUCGAGGUUGAAGAGUUGGGCGGGGAGCGUGUCCGCGAGAGGAAGGUGAAUGAGACGAUGGUAAAAGAUUUGGGUAAAAGAGCGAAUAAGUGGAUCGGUGUCACGGUGUGGUUUGGAAUUUGCUUUAGAAAGCGGUUGUGAAGAAGCGCUACUCUUUCUGAAGCUUGACCCUGUUCUCGCUGUGAGGAUUGAAA
Aspergillus caelatus is the source of this 1082-nucleotide messenger RNA. RefSeq names its product class I SAM-dependent DNA methyltransferase. NCBI's taxonomy places the organism in Eukaryota, Fungi, Ascomycota, Eurotiomycetes, Eurotiales, Aspergillaceae. The record is from RefSeq and is a predicted model, not a curated record. Bases 199 to 1029 code for a protein of 276 amino acids. The transcript has 2 exons.